This is a messenger RNA of Vicia faba (fava bean), 498 nucleotides long. The record is from the annotation of a GenBank genome assembly. Lineage: Eukaryota; Viridiplantae; Streptophyta; Magnoliopsida; Fabales; Fabaceae.
AUGGCAACUUCAUUGCCUUUCUUGCUUAUUUUCAUGCUUGCAUUUUCAGCCAAAACAAAAGCUACUUCUUCGGUAGCUAAAGACCAAGUUCAAUGCACAAUGUGUGUUGAGUGCGAGAAUCCAUGUCAACCUCUACCACCUCCACCUCUGAUCGAGUGUCCACCCCCACCAGCACCAGCACCGCCGUCACCACCUCCACCAUCUCCUCCACUUCCACCAGCUAUCGUCGAUUGUCCGCCACCGCCGCCGCCAAAGUUACCGUGUCCAAAUAAUUGUGAAUUUCCACCCCCACCACCACAAUAUUCAUAUUUUUCACCCGGGACACCAUUUACAUACUAUGUACCACCAGAUUAUGAGGACAAGAAUAGCGGUGAAAUGAUGAUGCCAUUUCAAGCAAUACUCUUCUUGAAUCCGAAUUCAAAUUCUGUGUACUCCAUGAUUCAUCGGUGCUUGGUUUAUGUGCUCUUUCUUUGCCUUCAUUAUUGUUUUGUUGUUUAG